AUGCACAAUGGACGCUCAUUUUCUAUUUUAGCACUUGGUGACACUGGAGCAGAUGGAUACGUUUUUAUUAAUUCGUUAAUGGUUGUAUUACUUAGUAAGCGUUUCGGACUUAGAGUGGAGAAACUGAGUCGUGAAUGCCCAGUACGAGGUUUUAACGGUAAACGAGCAGAGCCGAUACGACAUAUGGCUGUCCUUAUAAUUUGUAUCGAUGGAAGGAUUCAGCGUCAGAUCCCUAUGUUGAUUGCAGACCUAGGACGAUAUGACAUGAUUCUCGGACGAAUGUGGUUCGCUGAGCAUGAUGUCCUCCUUGAUUGCCGACGACACCGAAUGAUUUGGCCAGAUGAAAGAACUCUUUUCGAUGAGGUGGACGAUAUUCACCAGAAGGACGUAGACCGAAGAGAUCGUCUCUCCGAGCUAGCAGAGAUAACUACACAGAUGCAGAAGCUAAGGGGGGAUAUCUACCCUCACGCUCGUGAGCGCCAGUACGGUCAUUGGCAGAUAUAA
This is a messenger RNA of Penicillium robsamsonii, 504 nucleotides long. RefSeq names its product retropepsin-like aspartic protease. Bases 1 to 504 code for a protein of 167 amino acids. NCBI's taxonomy places the organism in Eukaryota, Fungi, Ascomycota, Eurotiomycetes, Eurotiales, Aspergillaceae. The record is from RefSeq and is a predicted model, not a curated record. The transcript is spliced from 2 exons.